AAGUGGCACGGUGCUGUAGUUUGUAGGUCAGAGCAAAGUUUUAUUUUCUAAGUGACAAACUAAACACUGAGAACAUGAAGGCUCUUCUUCUGCUUAUUCUGACAGUGUGGCUGAACAGUCAGUACGGCGGCUGCUCUCUGUCUUCUUCGUGCUGCUAUCCUCCAUCAAAGUGGUGUUCAUCUCUGGAAUCGGCUAUUGAAUGCGGGGUUUUGAAGCACUGCCUUCAGUCUAACUUCACCAAGUCUCGUCAGACAGAUGAUUCAGUCCAGGUGGGGCUUUACUAUGAGAGUCUGUGUCCUGGCUGCCGACUUUUCCUCACUGAGAUGCUCUUCCCCACCUGGCUCUUGCUCAAGGACAUUAUGUCUGUGACUCUGGUGCCCUACGGUAAUGCACAGGAGAAAUUAAUUGGACAGAAGUAUGUUUUUGAGUGCCAGCAUGGAGAAGAGGAAUGUCUGGGCAACAUGAUUGAGACUUGUUUGCUGAACAUGACUGAAAUGGCUUUCCCAAUCAUCUUCUGUAUGGAAUCCUCCACUGAUGUCAUCAAAUCAGCCCAGAGUUGCGCUCAAAUCUACAGCCCUCAGUUAAGGUGGGACAGCGUCAUGAGCUGUGUGAAGGGGGAUGUAGGAAACAAGCUGAUGCAUCAGAAUGCCUUGAAGACUGAAGCCUUGAACCCUCCACACGAAUAUGUGCCCUGGGUGACCAUUAAUGGGGUGCACACAGAUGACCUGCAGCAAAAAGCCAUGAACUCUCUCUUCAGUCUGGUCUGCAGCAUGUACAAGGGCCCCAAGAUUCCGGCCUGUGGGGGGAACCAGAAGAACUACAAAAAUAAGUGCCACAACGAGUGAAGGAGCAACUCUGCGCAUGUCACCGUGCUAGCUCUGCUCCAGGUGUGGCCACUAAACAAGGAACACUGAGGAAUGUCAUCAAACAGUUUUUUUAAAUGUGUGAUUUUGCAGUCUGUCUCUACAGAGUUACAAAUUUGAUCACCUCACUUCAUGAUUCACAAAAUAUCAAUACAAUUUACUUUCCAAAAAAAAUGUGUCAUCAUUGAAAUGUUUUCUACCGAAACCAUAAAACCAUAAAUGUUUUUUCUAAGCAUUUGA
This is a messenger RNA of Amphiprion ocellaris (clown anemonefish), 1103 nucleotides long. It is a transcript of the gene ifi30a, whose product is annotated as IFI30 lysosomal thiol reductase a. Gene Ontology annotation, cellular component: lysosome. The record is from RefSeq and is a predicted model, not a curated record. Gene Ontology annotation, molecular function: oxidoreductase activity, acting on a sulfur group of donors, disulfide as acceptor. Bases 75 to 845 code for a protein of 256 amino acids. Lineage: Eukaryota; Metazoa; Chordata; Actinopteri; Pomacentridae. The transcript has 7 exons.